Messenger RNA from Eutrema salsugineum, 849 nucleotides. RefSeq lists its product as uncharacterized. NCBI's taxonomy places the organism in Eukaryota, Viridiplantae, Streptophyta, Magnoliopsida, Brassicales, Brassicaceae. Bases 1 to 849 code for a protein of 282 amino acids. The record is from RefSeq and is a predicted model, not a curated record. The transcript has a single exon.
AUGAUUAACCAAUCCAGCUCUGUCUCGUUACUCUACGUAGUUGAAAUUGCGAAUUCUACCCAAAACGUAGACGUCACUUGGUCUAAAACCAUCUCUUCACAUUCCUUGACCAUCAAAAUCGAGAAUCUCAAAAAAGAAGAGCAAAAUAAUCAUCAUCAUCAGGUGAAGAUAGAUCUCGGGGGUUCUUCGUUUUGGGCAAAAAAGGGUCUAAAGAGCUUAGAGGCAAACGGCACAAGGGUCGACGUAUACUGGGAUUUUCGUCAAACCAAAUUCUCAAACUUUCCCGAACCUUCCUCUGGCUUCUACGUUUCCCUCGUGUCCCAAAACGCUGUCGUUUUGACGAUCGGGGACUUAAAGAACGAAGCUUUCCAGAGGACAAAGAAAAAACCCUCGGCAACUGAAGCUGCCUUGGUUUCCAAGCAAGAGCGCGUUCACGGGAAACGCGUUUUCUACACGCGCACGUCUUUUGGCGGUGAGGCUUCACGCCGCGAAAACGAGGUGGUGAUCGAGACUUCCCUGUCUGGUCCGAACGACCCGGAGAUGUGGAUCACGGUGGACGGUGUGCCGGCAAUUCGAAUCAUGAAUUUGAAUUGGAGAUUUAGAGGGAACGAGGUUGUGACUGUGAGUGAUGGUGUUUCUGUGGAGAUAUUUUGGGACGUUCAUGAUUGGUUGUUCGAAUCCUCUGGUUCGUCUAGCGGUUUGUUCGUUUUCAAGCCUAAAACUGGAUUUGAUUCUAAAACUCUUAGUUUUAAUGGCGGUUAUGGUGGUGAGAAUGAUGACUUUGGUGAUUGUGGUGAUGAUGAUUCGUCAACGAAGUAUUGCCAUGUUCUGUAUGCUGUGAAAAUUUGA